UAUCUUUUCUCUCAGCUCCCGUUUUGUGUGUGUUGGGGGGAUGGGGCCGUGUCGAGGAUGAGAGACUCAAAAUAUUUACCACUCGGCUAACUAAAUAUCUUUUUUCUGAACUGGGCUUCCUCCUUCGGUCUUGUACAUAUAUAUACUUUUCGAUCCCGCAUGAGUUUGGGCGGAAUUUGUCCUAAAUAAAGUGGAGUAUCUGUACGUCCACGACACACGCUUAAAAAGUCGACAAAAUGUAUUCCUCUACUGGAGCCACGGAGAUGCAGGAGGCACCCCCCCGUUCCUCCGGGUCAACAGGCUCUGACCCCCCUGAUUUAGACCCGCCAUCCUCCCCAGUGCCAGAAUAUGUGUUCAAGCCACCUUCUCGGCCAGACUUUGGCACCAUGGGCAGGACCAUCAAGCUCCAAGCCAACUUCUUCGAGAUGGAAAUCCCCAAACUGGAGGUUUACCAUUAUGACAUCGACAUUAAGCCUGAGAAAUGCCCCAGGAGGGUCAACCGUGAAAUUGUGGAGCACAUGGUCCAGCACUUUAAAACGCAGAUCUUUGGUGAUCGUAAGCCUGUGUACGACGGGAGGAAGAAUCUGUACACCGCCAUGCCUUUGCCCAUAGGCAGAGACAAAGUGGAGCUUGAGGUUACCAUUCCUGGUGAAGGCAAAGACCGCAGCUUCAAAGUUUCCAUCAAGUGGGUCUCCUGCGUGAGCCUGCAGGCGCUGCACGAGGCUCUGGCCGGGCGGCUACCCAGCGUCCCCUUCGAGACCGUCCAAGCCUUGGAUGUGGUCAUGAGACAUUUACCCUCUAUGAGGUACACCCCUGUGGGCCGCUCUUUCUUCACCCCUUCAGAGGGAUGUUCGAACCCCCUCGGUGGAGGCAGAGAGGUGUGGUUCGGCUUCCACCAGUCUGUCAGGCCGUCCCUUUGGAAAAUGAUGCUCAACAUCGACGUUUCUGCCACUGCAUUCUACAAAGCCCAGCCUGUAAUUGAGUUCAUGUGUGAGGUCCUGGAUUUCAAAAGCAUUGAAGAACAACAGAAGCCCUUAACAGACUCCCAACGAGUGAAAUUUACAAAGGAAAUCAAAGGCCUGAAGGUGGAGAUCACUCACUGUGGGCAGAUGAAGAGGAAGUACAGAGUGUGCAACGUGACCAGAAGACCAGCCAGCCACCAAACGUUCCCCCUGCAGCAGGAAAAUGGCCAAACUAUUGAAUGCACAGUAGCACAGUACUUCAAAGACAAGUACAAGCUCAUCCUGAGAUACCCCCACCUCCCGUGUCUUCAGGUGGGACAGGAGCAGAAGCACACCUACCUACCUCUAGAGGUGUGUAACAUAGUGGCAGGACAGCGCUGCAUCAAAAAGCUGACAGACAAUCAGACCUCCACUAUGAUUCGUGCCACAGCCCGAUCGGCCCCAGACCGUCAGGACGAGAUCAGUAAAUUGAUGAGGAGUGCCAACUUCAACAACGACCCUUACGUUCGUGAGUUUGGAGUGAUGGUGAGGGACGAGAUGACAGAAGUGAACGGCCGUGUCCUCCAAGCACCUUCCAUUCUGUACGGAGGCAGGAACAAAGCAAUAGCCACACCGAUCCAGGGAGUCUGGGACAUGAGGAACAAGCAGUUCCACACCGGCAUCGAGAUCAAAGUUGCCAUCGCCUGCUUCGCCCCUCAGAGACAGUGCACUGAACUCCUGCUUAAGUAAGUGAGACUUUCAUGGCUUGAUAAGAGUUAAUGCAUAAUGCAUAAUGUAAGGCACCUUUUUAUAAUAGGAAUGCACAAACGAGGAUACAUUGAGCCAUGAGCUGUAGUUUCAGACGUUGCAGUCGGAGCAGAGAAACGACACACAGCUGUCUUCUCUCAUUUGGGUCUUACGCAAUUGGCAUGACAGCGCAGUUUAGAGUCUUUCGCUGUAUGGCCCCCUGAGGACCAAAGUAUUUCAGCUCUACAGGGGCGUAACAGAGAAUGAUUAUGUACAGCUGUGCUAUUCUUUUACAAUGCCUUAGCCAAUCUGAUUUGUGGACUUAUACAGGGUGAGUUCAGGCGUUAUGUCAGUGUUGAUGCAGAUGUUAGAAUGUGCACAACUAGGGAUGUCCCAAUCACCU
Molecule: messenger RNA, 2091 nt
Organism: Notothenia coriiceps (black rockcod)
Lineage: Eukaryota; Metazoa; Chordata; Actinopteri; Perciformes; Nototheniidae
Product: protein argonaute-2-like
Molecular function (GO): RNA binding; protein binding
Source: RefSeq, a predicted model, not a curated record